Messenger RNA from Chinchilla lanigera (long-tailed chinchilla), 910 nucleotides. RefSeq names its product keratin-associated protein 14-like. The transcript has a single exon. The record is from RefSeq and is a predicted model, not a curated record. Lineage: Eukaryota; Metazoa; Chordata; Mammalia; Rodentia; Chinchillidae. The coding region runs from base 9 to 515 and encodes 168 amino acids.
CUGUCAACAUGUCCUACAGCUGCUCUUCUGGAAACUUCUCCUCCCGCUCUUUUGGGGGCUACCUGCAAUACCCACGCCCCUCCUGCGGCUCUUCGUAUCCUGGCAAGCUGAUCUACAGCACUGAUCUUCAAACUCCCAUCACCUACCAGCUGGACUCCCCUGUCCACAGCGGAUGUCAGGAAACCUUCUAUGAGCCCACCAGCUGCCAGAGGUCCUUUGUGGUGUCCAGGCCCUGCCAGACAUCCUGCUACCGCCCGAAGAUCUCCACCUUGGGCAAUACCUGCCAGACAACUUUCUCAGGAUCUCUCGGCUUUGGGUCUAGGGGCUUCCAAUCUUUUGGCUGUGGCUCCCCUUCACUGGGCUUUGGAUCUACUGGUUUCCAAUCAGUGGGCUAUAGACCCCACACUUUCUCAUCCUUAAAUUGUGGAUCCAACUUUUACCGCCCAACCUACUUUUCUUCUAGAAGCUUCCAGUCUACUUCUUUCCAACCUACCUGUAGAUCUGGCUUCUAUUAGCCAUAUAUUUUAGGAAUCAGAAUUUUAGGCAUAAUUCCUAUUAUCAUAAGAUUAAUACUAUCUCUUGAUCGCCUAUCUUCAUUAGCUAGACGUUAGUCUUCCACUUUUACUCUCAUGGAUUUGGAGUGAUUGGAAUUCCAGGAAUAGGAAAAUAUAUUCAUUGGAAAGAUACCCAAAUUGUUCUGCUAUCCUUAUAUAACUAUGCAAUAGCUGAAGUAGAUUUUUUUCUUAAUGUAUCUUCUUAUUAUUUUCCCUAGCACAUUUGUCUUAAGUUUUACAGUGAAAAAUGUUAUACACUUAAAUAAAACUAUUACUUGAACUUUAUAUGUAUUGGGUUUUUUUCUGGUCUUAAAAACUGCUUCUAAAUAUCUGCCUGAGAUUUUCUGUAUCGUAUA